AAGGGAAUGGCGUCGGUCGAGGGUGCUCUGGCCGAGGUGCGGGAUCGCCUGGUCAAGGCCGUGGCCCGCUACAGGCAGGACGGGGAGGUCGUGAAGGCCUUCGAGUCGAUCGUUUCGGUCCUGGGCACCAAGAGCCAGCUCCUCAGGGUCGUGGCGUGUUUCCCCUUCGCAGAGUUGGAGCCAGUCCAGGGAAUCGCGGCGGCCUGGGCUUCGAGGCCCCUCUUCUCGAGCGUGGCGUGGAAUGGCUCAAAAAGUACAUCCCGCGGCACAUGUGGCGGACGGAUCGGCCGAUCGUGUUGCGGAGUCCGACGAGAAGAAGGCAGAGCCAGUGUUCCGCAUCAUCAAGCCUGGAGAUGCGACCUCCCAGCCAUUGGUUAGAAUCUGGGGCAAGAGCAAACGGGUCUCUAGCAACUCGCUCUUCCUCUUUUCGGUGCACAGCGGCUUCCGCCAGAAGGUGCUGAAAUUGGUGGAGUAUGUUUGGUUUGAUAAUCGGAUCUUGUUUCUCAUUGUGUUUGGCUCGCUAUUGCAGCUGUGUUAUCAUUGGCAGGAGCCGAACGACGAAGGCUACAACCGCAUGUUUAACUUCGUGUUCGAGCCCAUUUUCACGGUCUUCUUCACGCUGGAGCUGAUUCUCAAGGUCAUCGCGUGGGGCUUCUUCGUAGAGAAGCACUCAUACCUGCGGGACCCGUGGAACUGGCUCGACUUCGUUGUUGUUAUCUCAGCCCUUGUCGCUUUUCUCCUGCCGGGGAGCAGCCUGUCCUUCCUGAGGGUCUUCAAGGUCCUGAGACCACUACGGUCCCUGAACAAGGUCCCGCAGAUGAAGAUGCUCGUGAACACGGUGCUCUCGUCGAUUCCUCGUCUGGGUGACGUGGCCGUGAUGAUGGCGUUUCUGUUCGUCAUCAUUGCAAUCACUGGACUC
Messenger RNA from Prorocentrum cordatum, 919 nucleotides. The record is from the annotation of a GenBank genome assembly. NCBI's taxonomy places the organism in Eukaryota, Dinophyceae, Prorocentrales, Prorocentraceae.